GAAGAGCGGCAGCAGUGUACUGAUGAGUGUACGACAUCAGUUGCAACAUCGCCCUGCAUGACUGCCUCCACGCACAGUUCUCUGGUUGGAACGGAAUGCUUAGGAAAUGGGACUCAGCUGUUGGUUCAGGAGCAAUCACAGGAGUCUUUGCAAUGUUGCCAGUGUUCGAGUUGCAGUUUGAACGAUCCAGCACUGUCAUCAGGAAGCAGUAGCUCAGCAAAUGAGAAUGAGAAGUCGAAAAGCCGGCUUUCGGACUACCGAGUUCAGGAUCUCAAAAAUGAAUGCAAAAAACGCCAGUUGCCAGUUUCUGGAGCAAAACCGCAACUUCUGGAGCGACUGAGACCAUACGAAGACUCGAUCCUGUAUCCGUGCGCUGGCAGUACACUGGUGACAGAUGCUGCAUCGGAUUUCGUCUCCGUGCCUUCUCCAGUUUCCGAUGUCUCAACGCAGUCAAAUCGGCUACCUCCGAUCAGUAACGUUAUUGGUGAUUAUGUCCACAAGCAUUCUGUUUCACCGCUCGUCCAGCAGCAGCAGCAGCAGCAGAGCCAGUCGGCAUCGCAACAUUCCGUUGUG
Messenger RNA from Gongylonema pulchrum, 573 nucleotides. NCBI's taxonomy places the organism in Eukaryota, Metazoa, Nematoda, Chromadorea, Rhabditida, Gongylonematidae. The record is from the annotation of a GenBank genome assembly.